AUGUUUAAAAUUAUAAUUUAUUUUUGUCUCUUACCAAUAUUAUUAACAAUAUGUUCGUAUAUUCCACCUAAAAUAACUAUUCAACGUUUAUCAAAACAACCAAUUAUAUCUUAUUGGUCUAAUCAAUCACAAUUUCGAUUUAAUUAUAAUAGUGCUUUUCUUCCAUUACCUGAUGGUAGUAUUGCUCUUGUUGUUCGUGUACAAGAUUUAUUACCAAAUGCUACAUCAAAUUAUGAUGUUGGUCCAUCAAAAUUAGCUAUUGUACGUCAAUUAAAAAAUAGUCUUACUAAAUAUGAAUAUGUACAUAGUGAACAGAUUAUCAUUGAUUCUGAUGAUCGUCCUUAUCAAGUUGCAGGUGUUGAAGAUCCUCGAAUUACAAUUGUAAAUGGUACUUAUUAUUUAUAUUAUACAGCAGUUUAUUGGACUCCUUCACAUGAAUGGAGUGCACAUGCUGCAUUAGCUACUUGUCAAUCAGGUAAAGAUCCAACAAAAAAAGAAAAUUGGAUUUUACAUCCAGCAUUAUUUCCUGAAUUAUCAUGGAGUAAAGCAGCAACAUUACUUAUUCAUAAUGCUACACAUCAAUAUGUUUUUUUUAAUGAAUCUAACAUAGAAUUAGCAUUAGCAGUAACUGAUGAUUAUCUUCAUUAUGAAUAUAAAAAUAAAACUUUUAUUGAAAUACGUUCAGAUUAUUUCGAUAGUGAAUUAGUUGAACCAGGUCCUGAACCACAACGUUUAAGUGAUGGAAAUUAUUUAUUUUUAUAUAAUUCAGCAAGGCGUUUACCUUUACCUAAUAAUCAUUUUAAACCUGAUUGGGAUCGUGAAUAUAAUUUAGGUUGGGUUAUUAUGGAUGGAAAUGAUCCAACAAAAAUUCUUGCACGAAGCGAACGACCAGUAUUAGCACCUGAACUUGAUUGGGAACGAUGUGAUUUUACAUCAAAGAAAUGGGCUAGAAGAGGUCUUACACCACGAGUUGUUUUUGCUGAAGGAUGGAAAAAAAUAGCAACGAAUCAAUUUAUUUUAUGGUAUCAAGGUUGUGACACAGUUACUGGAAUAGCAAAAGUUAUUGUUGAAUUUUAA
Adineta steineri is the source of this 1077-nucleotide messenger RNA. Lineage: Eukaryota; Metazoa; Rotifera; Eurotatoria; Adinetida; Adinetidae. The record is from the annotation of a GenBank genome assembly.